CACAAGCUCCGUCGAGAAGCGCCGCCUCCUAAAACCCUCGUACUCUCUCUCUCCUCUCUCUCCAAGGUCUUCGCCCCGCCUCCGUUGAUGGGCGGCGUCGCUAGGCUCCUCGUUCUCCUUGCCACCCCUUUCCCUCGCCCCUCCGCCCUCCGCCUCUCCCGCCACCUCGCCGUGCCCCUUGCCGCCCUGUCCGCCGCCGCCAGCACCGCUUCCUCCUAUUCGUCCCAUCACUUCCGCCCAUUACACCCGCGUCUUCGGCUUGGUUUCUCGGUUGUAACUGCAGAGCGGUUCCACACCCAGUUGGCCGGCGCCAGGGACGACCAUGGCGAGGCGGUGGCCUCGGCGCCGACCUCCCACGCCGGUUCCAUGCGUUCUUGGCCGGAGUGGAGGAAACUUGUUGAUUAUCUAGUCGCCGGAGGUUACUAUGAUAGGCAGGACUCCGUGGCUGUUGGGGAGGAAGAUGAUGAUUCGUUAUUGGCUGGAGAGGAUCUGACCGAGGAAUUUGUGAAGGCUGCCCAAGCCUGCCUUUCUUUUGCAAGAGAUAAACCUGAUUUGUUGAGGAUGCUGGCAAAGAAAGAUAUCGAGAUUAUUGUGGAGAAUGGCUCGCCAUUCUUGUUUAAGAAUGGUGCAAAUUCAGUAAGGCGUUUGCAGUCAUUCGUGGUUGCUGAUGGAACUAAAGUGCUUGAAUCUGAGAGGGCACAGACAGUUGACAUUAUGCGAUAUUUGUUGAGCUAUGCUUGUAGUUCUACUGCAACUCGUGACGAGAGCUUCUUAACAACUAGAGACCUUACUGAAACAGCUAUUCGAAGUCUGUUGGCUCAGCUAUUUAGAUUGAGUGUUACAAAUCCAGAGGCCAGGUUAACUGAGAUGACUCCUAGACAAACUGUCACAAAGCAGCACUUCUCCAGGCCUACUUGGCAAACUAUUGAAAUGAAAAGAGGUGACUGGAUCUGCCCAAAAUGUAGUUUCAUGAAUUUUGCGAGGAAUAUGGGAUGUCUUGAAUGCAAUGAAGCACGACCAAAAAAGAUCUUGAGUGAUGGAGAGUGGGAGUGUCCUCAAUGUGAUUUCUUCAAUUUUUCAAGGAACAUGUCUUGCUUAAGGUGUGACUUCAAACGUCCCGGAGGAAGCCCAUUUGGUACUGCUUCCUCAGAUGCUCAUUUAGGAUAUAAUGGAAGUUCAACUGUUGAGCAGAUCCUUAAACGAAGCAACCUUGAUAAGUCUGAAAUUGAGCGGAAGUUGGCUGCCAAUGAUGAGAAGGCAGAAAGAUGGUUCAGUAAAAUUUCCCAGCUAGAUGAUUCUGCAGAUUUGAGCAGUGCAAUAGAUGAUGAGGAUUUCCCAGAGAUCAUGCCCAUGCGGAAAGGGAUGAACAGGUUUGUUGUUAGCACAAGAAAAACACCCUUAGAAAGGAGGUUGGCUAAUGCUCAGAACAGAAGUAACUUGGGAAAUUCUGGCUUUUCUGAGGGUCAUGAGUUACAGCCUGGUCGAUCAAAUGGAAUGAACUCCCAUAAACCUUCAGAAUCUUCAAUCAGUCAGAUGUUGGACAGGAUACUUGGUCGCUCAUCAACUUCAUCAGAAACAAGCCAUCCGGUGGUUGCGGGAGGGGAUAAUUCUUCUACUGGGAGUAGAUUUAGUUCUUCAGAUUAUAGGCAGGGAAUGGUAAACCAAAGGACAGAUCCUGAUUCUGUACCUUUUGUGCCUUUACCUGCAGAUAUGUUUAGUAAAAAUUCUAAUCCAGAUAAUAAACAAUCUCUAAAUACAGAAGAUUCAGCUUCUCCAAAAGCUAGCCAGCUGGGUGAUCCUGUGUUCAAGGAGUCUGAAAGCUCAGCUGAAAGCAGGGACAGUGAUUCCUUUGACGCUUCCAAGGGAUGGUCUAAGAAAGUCACAGAGCUUGAUAAUGUCAGGGAUAUGGCAAAUGCCAUAUCUGAUGAUGACUUUCCAGAAAUCAUGCCCAUGCGUAAAGGUGAGAAUCGAUUCAUAGUCAGCAAAAAGAAAGAUCGUUCUCUAACAUCACUACAAUACAAGAGGCGGAUAGCCAUGGAGCAGGCCAAUAGUGGCAAUUUUGUUCCCUUUGUACCGUUUCCGCCAGACUACUUUGCGAAGAAAGAUAAGCAGCCUGAAACUUCUCCGACUGAAGGCUCUACAUUGCAUGAGAAGGCUCGGAGUGAGACUGAGAAGUCUGAAGAGUCCAUGACUGGUGUUGCUAACUCAGAAUCUGGUGGAAAUGCAACCCGGCAGCUGGAGAAUUGGUCUGCCAAUCAGUCUGACCAUGGGACUACUAGCACAAACCCUCCCAGUAUGGAUUUGACUUACCGUAAAAUGGAUGCUUAUAAUGUUGGAGGCUCUGCAAAUUCAGCUCAACCGCUGAAUACCUCAUGGAGAAACCAGAGUGAGAUCCCAAGCAAUGAUUUCUCUCAAAAGAACACGUAUAGUGGUCCUAGCGUUUCUGCCAGUACUCAGCAGACAGAAAAUUCUAAAAGUGCGAGUGAGGGCUGGAAACCGAGCUUUAGCGGAAAGAGCUUAGAAGGAUCUGCCGUCACCGAACCUGAUCCUCUUGACAUGUCGGAGGAGGCAAAAGCAGCAAGAUGGUUCCGUCGAGCCGCUCAGAUAAAAGAUAUCUCCGAACUAAGCAACAUUCCUGAUGAAGAUUUCCCAGAGAUAAUGCCUAUGAGAAAGGGGGUGAACAGAUUUGUUGUGAGCAAAAGGAAGACACCAUUGGAGAGGAGGCUGACAUCUCCUCAAUACAGAAGAAGCCUGCCUAUCGUUAGAUCUGAGCCCGAUGAAGAUGCCAACUGAGUUGUAGUAUUAUCUGCAGCCAGAGAAUGAUGCCAUCAUCAGAUGUAGUUUCACUGUGUCAUCAAUGUUGACUCGUCUACUACUCGAUUUUGUCAUGUUUGCCCUAAUAAUGAUCUCGAAUUCCUUAUUUAACUGUUACAUUAGUGAUUCAAAUUGGGAUAUAUAUAAUAUGUUACAUCUUUAUGUG
Musa acuminata subsp. malaccensis (wild Malaysian banana) is the source of this 2980-nucleotide messenger RNA. RefSeq names its product zinc finger protein VAR3, chloroplastic. The record is from RefSeq and is a predicted model, not a curated record. Gene Ontology annotation, cellular component: cytoplasm. NCBI's taxonomy places the organism in Eukaryota, Viridiplantae, Streptophyta, Magnoliopsida, Zingiberales, Musaceae. Gene Ontology annotation, molecular function: mRNA binding.